GGGUAAGUAGUCCAUGCAUGGGCAAGCAGACGAAUUUACUUGACAUCGUGCGCACACGUUAAAACCGCGGUAAAUACUGAACGGUCAUACUUGAUACUUGCCUUUUUUUCGUUUUCCCAUAAAGUAUGAGUGUUGGCCCCUUCAAGUUUGUCACAACACUACACGCUACAACACGCAGUGCCUAAAAAUUACAGGAAUUAAAUCAAGCUUUUAAGUUUAACCCAUUGCUUGCACAUGAUGAGUUCAACACCUACUCCUUUCAUUUCCUGUCGAGGAACCCAUGGAGUCCAAGUCUUUGAAGGGACACAUUUCCAACCUGUUGAAGAAUUUAAAAAUGAAUCCAGUAAAACUUGCAGGCUGGCUAUGUGGAGCCCAGACGGGAAAUAUUUAGCAUGGGCUAAUGGAACAGUUGUUAGUGUUGCUGAAACAGAGAAAUGGAGUGUAAUUGCUACAUUUCCAAAACCGAAAACAUCUGGAUUGCAAUUUUCCCCUAAAGGAAAUUUCCUUGUAACAUGGGAGCCUUAUCAAGUUACAAAGGACAUACCAGUUAAUACUCCAAACUUGCAUAUUUGGAAUCUUCAGACCAAACAAAGUGUCAAAUCCUAUGUUCAAAAAAACCAUUCAAAAUGGGAGCCAUCCUGGAGUAAGGAUGAAAAACUGUUGUCACGUAACCUGAAUCUUGAGCUUCAAGUGUAUGAAGUUGAUAAAAUGGAUUCCAUCAGUCAAAGAUCUGAUGCAAGUCUCAAGAUUAGUGAUUACUCAACAUCUCCAGGGUAUUCUCCAUAUUUCUUCCUCUGUUAUAUCCAAGGUUCUAAGGGUCAGCCUUCAUUUGCCAAGCUGUUCAAAUAUCCAAACCUAAAUCCAUCUGGAUUGGUCGCUUCCAAAAGUUUCUUUCAAGGUGAUCGUGUUGAAAUGAAGUGGAGCAAGCCAGGAAAUUGUGUUUUGCUUAUGACAUCAACUGAUGUUGAUACUUCUGGAGCAUCUUAUUAUGGGAAACAAACAUUACAUUUCCUUGACGUGAAAGGCACAUCGGCAAUGGUCCAACUGCCUAGAGAUGGACCAAUUUAUUCAGUUGAGUGGAAUCCAAACGGAACCGAGUUUUGUGUCGUUUACGGAUUCAUGCCUGCGAAAGCCACACUAUAUGAUUUGAAGUGUGAGGCUAAGUUUGAUUUUGGAACUGGCCCGCGGAAUUCGAGUUUUUACAACCCUUUGGGGAACAUUCUUCUUCUUGGUGGUUUUGGUAACCUUCAGGGCAAGAUUGAAAUUUGGGACACACAAACACUGAAACUAAUAUCACCAAUGGAUGCUCCUGAUACAACUCACUUACAAUGGAGUCCUGAUGGACAACAUUUCAUGACUUCGACAACUGCUCCACGACUUCGGGUGAGCAAUGGUUUCAAAAUCUGGCAUUACAGCGGCGGAUUGCUGUUUGAACAUAAUAUUCAGUCUCCUAAUGAGCUGUGGGAAGCAACCUGGCAGCCCAUGCCAGAUGGUUAUUUAAAAGAUUUCAAGGUUUCCACAAAAAAAGUGGCUGGUAUCAAACCAUCUCAACCUCAAGGUGCAAACACUUUUUUUUGUAUUAUGAUUAUAUCAAAAAUUAUUAUUUAUUCUUAUUCUUAUUAUUUUAUACUAGUUUCAAAAGAACUUUAUCGACCUCCGGGUGCACGAGGAACAAGCGCAAUCUUGAAAUUUUUAGAAGAAAGGGAGGCUCCGUCUAAUCCAAAGGCUGUGAAACCAGUUGAAAAAGGACCGAGUCAAGUUAAACCAAAUAAACGCAAUGAACGUAAAAUCAAGAAAGCGGCAGCUGAAAAAUCCUCAGUCCCAGUCGAGAGUUCGCCUCCUAUAGAUACAACAGGAAUAACGUCUGAUGUCCAAUUUGAACUUACUGGAGACGAAACAACUGAUAAAAAGCUAAAGGACCUUAAGAAGAAGCUUGACCAGAUCGCACGUUUGAAAGCUGAACAGUCCGCGGGAAAGAAAUUGGAGGUAAAUCAAGUCGAGAAGAUUCAGAAAGAAAGCGAAUUAACGAAGCAGUUGAUGGAAUUGUCUCUGAAAAAAAAGUGAGGAUGUUUGUUUAAUGAAAACAAUAUUUCAACAUUCAUUUUAUUGAACAUUGAAUAUCCCUGGACAAUAUAAAUCAAUUGCCAGUAAAAAUGAA
This is a messenger RNA of Daphnia pulex (common water flea), 2158 nucleotides long. RefSeq names its product eukaryotic translation initiation factor 2A-like (gene eIF2A). The record is from RefSeq and is a predicted model, not a curated record. Gene Ontology annotation, molecular function: mRNA binding; ribosome binding; translation initiation factor activity. The coding region runs from base 235 to 2064 and encodes 609 amino acids. The transcript has 11 exons. Lineage: Eukaryota; Metazoa; Arthropoda; Branchiopoda; Diplostraca; Daphniidae. Gene Ontology annotation, biological process: translational initiation. Gene Ontology annotation, cellular component: cytosolic small ribosomal subunit.